AUGGUCGACGUCGGGGAAGAUGAGCUUAAAAAGCUCGAAUAUCUGUCUUUGGUGUCCAAAGUUUGUACUGAACUUGAUAACCAUUUAGGAAUAAGUGACAAAGAUCUUGCGGAGUUUGUGAUAAGUCUUGCUGAGAAGAACCCAAACUUUGACGACUUCAAAGGAGUACUGCUUAAAAAUGGGGCCGAAUUUACCGACUCGCUCAUUAGCAACUUGCUUCGUCUCAUUCAAACGAUGCGACCCCCAGCAAAAACUUCCACCAAAAAAGGCUCAGAGCCCGUGGUCAAACCAAAGUCUGAGAAAGACAAACUGAAGGAGAUGUUCCCUGCUCUCUGCCGACCUGACAACCCUGCCACCAGAAGCAUGCUGGACGAGGAUGACGUGAAAGUCGCAGCUGAUGCCAUGAAAGAACUGGAGAUGUUCAUGCCCAGCGUCAGCGGGGCUGCCUCUAAGGACAGCAAACACAGAUCUGACACAGAGAGCAGUAAGAAGAAGCGGAGGAGCAGAAGUCGUAGUCGCAGUCGAGACAGGGACAGGGACAGACACAGAGACAGAGACAGAGACAGGGACCGAAGGAGACGCCAUCGCUCCCGCUCUCGGUCCCGAUCUCGCUCCCGCUCCAGGUCUCGCUCUCGCGAGCGGGACAGGAAGAAGGUCCGGGUUUCUCGCUGGCACUCGCGCAGUCGCUCCAGGAGCCCCCGGAAGGACAGGGAUAAGGGAUACGACCGUUGGAAGGACAAGCACGUGGACCGACCUCCUCCGGAGGAGCCCUCUGUCGGAGACAUCUACAACGGCAAAGUCACCAGCAUCAUGCAGUUUGGAUGCUUUGUGCAGCUGGAGGGCUUGAGGAAACGAUGGGAGGGCUUGGUUCACAUCUCUGAGCUCAGGAGAGAGGGGAGGGUGGCCAACGUGGCUGAUGUAGUCACCAAAGGUCAGAGGGUCAAGGUCAAGGUGCUGUCCUUCACAGGCUCCAAGACUAGUCUCAGCAUGAAGGACGUCGACCAGGACACAGGUGAGGAUCUGAAUCCCAACAGAAGGAGGAACGUGGGAGGGGAGGGCAGCGAAGAGUCGGCCAUGAGGAACCCCGACCGACCCACGAACCUUAACCUGGGCCACGCGCCCGAGGUGGAGGACGACACGCUGGAACGGAAGAGGCUCACCAAGAUAUCAGACCCCGAGAAGUGGGAGAUCAAGCAGAUGAUUGCUGCUAACGUUUUAUCCAAAGAGGAGUUCCCUGACUUUGAUGAGGAGACAGGGAUCCUCCCUAAAGUGGACGAUGAAGAAGAUGAAGACCUGGAGAUCGAACUGGUGGAAGAGGAGCCCCCGUUCCUGAGAGGACACACUAAGCAGAGCAUGGACAUGAGUCCCGUCAAAAUCGUCAAGAAUCCAGACGGCUCUCUGUCCCAGGCGGCGAUGAUGCAGAGCGCCCUGGCUAAAGAGCGGAGGGAGGUGAAACAGGCCCAGCGCGAGGCGGAAAUGGACUCCAUCCCUAUGGGCUUAAAUAAGCACUGGGUUGACCCUCUGCCCGACGCUGAGGGCAGGCAGAUCGCCGCCAACAUGAGGGGCAUUGGUAUGAUGCCCAACGACAUCCCAGAGUGGAAGAAACACGCUUUUGGAGGGAACAAGGCUUCGUACGGGAAGAAGACCCAGCUGUCCAUCCUGGAGCAGAGAGAGAGUCUGCCCAUCUACAAGCUCAAAGAGCAGCUCGUUCAGGCCGUCCACGAUAAUCAGAUCCUGAUUGUGAUUGGUGAGACGGGCUCGGGGAAGACCACUCAGAUCACUCAGUACCUGGCGGAGGCGGGCUACACCACACGGGGGAAGAUCGGCUGCACCCAGCCCAGGAGAGUGGCUGCCAUGUCAGUGGCCAAGCGAGUUUCUGAGGAGUACGGUUGCUGUCUGGGACAGGAGGUCGGUUACACCAUCCGUUUUGAGGACUGCACCAGCCCAGAGACGGUGAUUAAGUACAUGACAGACGGUAUGUUACUGAGAGAGUGUCUGAUCGACCCAGACCUGGGUCAGUACGCCAUCAUCAUGCUGGACGAGGCCCACGAGAGAACCAUCCACACCGACGUGCUCUUCGGCCUGCUCAAGAAGACGGUUCAAAAACGAGCGGACAUGAAACUUAUCGUGACCUCAGCUACUCUAGAUGCCGUGAAGUUCUCACAGUACUUCUACGAAGCACCCAUUUUCACCAUCCCUGGCCGCACGUACCCCGUGGAAGUGCUGUACACCAAAGAGCCUGAGACAGACUACCUGGACGCCAGUCUGAUCACGGUUAUGCAGAUCCACCUGACAGAACCUCCAGGCGAUAUCCUGGUGUUCCUGACGGGACAGGAGGAGAUCGACACGGCGUGUGAGAUCCUGUACGAGCGGAUGAAGUCCCUCGGCCCUGACGUUCCGGAGCUGAUCAUCCUGCCUGUGUACUCGGCCCUGCCGAGCGAGAUGCAGACGAGGAUCUUCGACCCUGCACCUCCGGGCAGCAGAAAGGUGGUUAUCGCCACUAACAUUGCCGAGACCUCUCUGACUAUCGACGGAAUCUACUACGUGGUGGACCCAGGAUUCGUCAAACAGAAAGUGUACAACUCUAAAACAGGCAUCGACCAGCUUGUCGUGACCCCCAUUUCUCAGGCCCAGGCGAAACAGCGAGCGGGCAGGGCCGGCAGGACCGGUCCGGGGAAAUGCUACAGACUGUACACGGAGAGAGCCUACAGGGACGAGAUGCUCACCACCAACGUUCCUGAGAUCCAGCGGACCAACUUGGCCAGCACCGUGCUUUCUCUGAAGGCCAUGGGCAUUAACGACCUGCUGUCCUUUGACUUCAUGGACGCCCCGCCCAUGGAGACGCUCAUCACGGCCAUGGAGCAGCUCUACACCCUAGGAGCUCUGGAUGACGAGGGACUCCUCACGCGUCUUGGACGCAGGAUGGCUGAGUUUCCUCUGGAGCCCAUGCUGUGUAAGAUGUUGAUCAUGUCGGUCCAUCUGGGCUGCAGUGAAGAGAUGCUUACCAUUGUGUCUAUGCUGUCUGUACAGAACGUCUUCUACAGGCCAAAGGACAAGCAGGCCCUGGCUGAUCAGAAGAAGGCGAAGUUCCACCAGCCCGAGGGAGACCAUCUAACCCUGCUGGCCGUAUACAACUCCUGGAAGAAUAAUAAGUUUUCCAACCCCUGGUGUUACGAGAACUUCAUCCAGGCACGCUCCCUGCGCCGUGCCCAGGACAUCCGCAAACAGAUGCUGGGAAUUAUGGACCGACACAAGCUGGACGUGGUGUCAUGUGGGAAGGCCACAGUGCGCGUACAGAAAGCCAUCUGCAGCGGUUUCUUCCGUAACGCAGCCAAAAAAGAUCCUCAGGAGGGUUAUCGGACCCUCAUUGACCAGCAGGUGGUCUACAUCCACCCUUCCAGUGCUCUCUUCAACCGUCAGCCAGAGUGGGUGGUGUACCAUGAGCUGGUGUUGACCACUAAGGAGUACAUGAGGGAGGUGACCACAAUCGACCCGCGCUGGUUGGUGGAGUUUGCGCCGGCCUUCUUCAAAGUAUCUGACCCCACUCGCCUCAGCAAGCAGAAGAAACAGCAGCGCCUGGAGCCUCUCUACAACCGUUACGAAGAGCCAAACGCCUGGAGAAUUUCCAGAGCUUUCCGCCGACGUUAGCGGAGCCAGGCAACGCGAGCGUGUAUAUAGACUGGCAGCGUUCGUCAUUCUUUUUUCUCCGCCCCUGGGGAAAACUAUAGCGCCACCCCAUGGACUGGAGGCUGGUUGAAGAAAAGGAAGAAAGAAAUGUUUUGUUUGUUUGUUUGUUUGUUCCUUUCUUUUUACUGAGCUCUUUAUGUGGUGCUCUCUUGGGUCUCAAAGAACUGUAUUUUUUUUUUUUUUUUUUUUGUUAAA
This is a messenger RNA of Chanos chanos (milkfish), 3882 nucleotides long. It is a transcript of the gene dhx8, whose product is annotated as DEAH (Asp-Glu-Ala-His) box polypeptide 8. Gene Ontology annotation, biological process: mRNA splicing, via spliceosome; spliceosomal complex disassembly. Gene Ontology annotation, molecular function: RNA helicase activity; ATP binding; RNA binding. The record is from RefSeq and is a predicted model, not a curated record. Gene Ontology annotation, cellular component: catalytic step 2 spliceosome; intracellular anatomical structure. NCBI's taxonomy places the organism in Eukaryota, Metazoa, Chordata, Actinopteri, Gonorynchiformes, Chanidae. The transcript is spliced from 23 exons. The coding region runs from base 1 to 3648 and encodes 1215 amino acids.